GAUUUUUAAUGUCAGUGCUUUGCAUCAGGAGGGCUGAUGACUGGAGUCCUGAUGGCUUUUCUUCUAGAGCUUUUGUGCGUGCGAAGGUUAUAAUUUAGCUUCUUCUUGAAUUUAACAGCUGUGGAAGGACUAAAAUCUGCUGCUCGUGGGAGCUGUGAUUGGGGAUGCGUGAAGAGGCAGAAACUUUCAUGGCCUCCGCUUCUAGAGCAGAUAGUGCUUCAUGUGAAAAGGAGAGCGGAGAGCUGUCCUGUAAAGUGACCUGCUGCACGUUUACAAUUAGAAUCCUGUUUCAAGCCAUGCGGGGUAAUGUUUUGGGAUGGUCUUUUAAUCUGUGACCGCCAGCUUUGAAAUAGCACAGCUGAGCAGGCUUUGUUACCUUGCCAGGUUCAAGUUGUGCGUGCUGUGGUCCCUGGGUCUGGAGGGCAGCACUUCUGCCACGGUGCUUCUCCCAAAGACUAAGGAGUUAAUUUCCCACUUGCUAGCUAAGUAGGGAGAGCUGCGAUCCUCGAUCCUCAGUUACGGCUUGCCCCGAGGGAAGGACAGAUGGGACUUCGUUGCCUUUGGCAGCUGCUGGCAGUCCUGUCUGCUUCUCGUAUGCUGGCAGUCCAUCGAGGGUAGGCACAGCGUGUGCUUCCUCUUGUCCGGUGGCUUGUCACUGGAGAUGCAGAAGAGGUCAUUAGUGCAUUGCCAGAGGCUGGCAUAGCUCUGGGGACGCAGGGAACGAAUCGUUAAAAAUUGGGCUGCGGCAAUUAAGGCAUCCGCAGAAUAACUUGCGUCCUUGUGCUGCUCUUACGCCUGGAGCUCGGUGGGGCCACGUGGCGAGAGCCUGCUGAUGGAGCCAUGGUGCUGCCACGUGGAGCAGGUGACAGCCUCCCAUGGUCCUGCAGGACCGUUAGAAGAUUCUGCAGGCGGAGAAGUCCAUGGAGGCCGCUGUUGGCUCACUCGUAACAUGCACAGGCUCCUCAUUUCGGUCCUGGAGCACGGGGAGCGUGAGCUCUGCUCUCGGAGGCUGGUGCAAGACAACAAGCGAAGUGCUACGAACCGCCACGACUUCCACUCUAAAAACACCAUAAAAGGCUGUGUCCUUAGGAGCUGGGCAUGGGAGCUGUUCCCACCCACAUUGCUGCAGCAUGAGUCACUUGGCUAUCACAACUGCUCCUGGUGUGGAUGCCCGGCCGAAGAUGCGGCGAGGAGCGGAGGGAGGAAGGGGAACCGCUCCGCAGCGCUGCCGAAGCGAUGGAGAGUUACGAAGAAGAGGAAGGCACGCACGCUUGCAUGAACUCGUCUGAACUGCUGGCUGGUUUUGCUUUCGUUAGUAUUUUUUGAGAGCUUCCAGAAAGUGCUGCUUGCUGGUGACGUGAAAUUGAAGUGUUUGCAGCAGAGGGCCUUCUGAAUGAGCAGGAAAAAAAAAAGUUUGCUUUUAGGAAGCACAGUAACUGCCACGUGAAUGUGAAGCUGGAAUACCUCUCUGACGUGAAAACGCCAGCCCAGUGAUGACAUCAUGUGGGCAAGUUCUCCAAGUUUGUCCGGGCUGUGUGCGCAGAGGAAGAGGUAGCGGCCGUGGAGCUGCAUGCUUGCGAGGACGUCUCCAUGGACCUGCUGGGUGGCCUGAGAGCGGGGUCCUGUGCCAGAACAGGGGUCCCCAUCUCCCAAAGAGCACCGAGAGGUCCUACAGCAGGUGGUGUGGGUCACUCUCAUCUCACCGCAGUCUCUCUGGCUGGUACAUCUCCUGAAGGAAGCUUUUAAAAGCCGUGAAACCGUAGCCGUGGUUGUACUGCUCACCGCUUUUCAGAAGCACCGAAGCUGCCCUGCUGUAGUGCGAGCAGGGAGGAGCCGCUGUCAGAGCCCGUCUCCGUACCAGCCCUCUUUCUCCUCCCUGCUUCUCUCCUCCUGCCUCAGCCCUUGGUCGGAAAGCCUCCACCUGAGCCCCAAGGCACGGCGCAGCACAGCUGCCUGAAAAUGAGAGCGAAACUGACUCCGUGGGAAGAGCGAGCCCGCGUGCGGAGAGCCUCCUGGCGUGCCUCUUCUCCCGGCCGCUGGCGCUGAGCUGCGGCACCGCGGGGCCGCCGAGGACAGAGCUGCAGUGACCGGGUGGCGUGAGCCAGGCCGAGGGAACGGGCGUGCGGCCGGCGCUGCGGGACGGCCGGGAUUCGUCGCGCCCCGUGGCGGAGACGUCGGCUCGGGGCGAGGAAGGCUCGCGGCCGGUUAGAUGCCCGAAGGGGAGAGCGCAACUCCGGCUGAACGGAUGCAUCUCGGCACCUGAUACCACGCUCAGCUUCUGACAUGAAGAAAGAUAUAGACACUUUAAUAACCCAGGAAAAAGCGGAGAUCGUUGCCAAGUAUGAGAAGGGCAGGCAGGAGGGAGCCGAGAUCGACCCGUGGGAAGAUGCCGAUUUCACGCUGUAUAAAGUUACCGACCGGUUUGGGUUCCUGCACGAGCAGGAGCUGCCGACCCGCACCGCCUUGGAGGAGAAGCAAAAACAGCAGGAAAUUGAACGCGUGGACAAGUGGCUGAAGAUGCUGAAGAAAUGGGGCAAAUACAGAAACAGUGACAAGAUGUGUCGGCGAGUGUACAAGGGCAUCCCACUCCAGGUGCGAGGCCAGGUCUGGUCACUCCUGCUGGAUGUCGAGAAGAUGAAGAAGGAGAACGAAGGAAAGUACGAGCAAAUGAAAGAACAAGCAAAGAGCUUGUCCUCGGAAAUCAAGCAGAUAGAUCUGGACGUUAACCGCACCUUCCGAAACCACAUCAUGUUUCGGGAUCGCUACGGAGUGAAGCAACAGGCUCUGUUCCACGUCUUGUCGGCAUACUCUGUUUAUAACACCGAGGUGAGCUACUGCCAAGGGAUGAGUCAGAUCGCAGCCAUCCUGCUGAUGUACUUGAACGAAGAGGAUGCAUUUUGGGCACUGGCACAGCUGCUGACCAACCAGAAGCACGCAAUGCACGGUUUUUUCAUUCCCGGGUUCCCAAAACUGCAGAGAUUUCAAGCUCAUCAUGAGCAGAUUUUAAGCAAACUGUUCCCGAAACUGAAGAAGCACAUGGACAAGGAGCAGAUGACAACGGGGAUUUACACGACCAAGUGGUUCCUGCAGUGUUUCAUUGACCGGACGCCCUUCACCCUCACCUUGCGGCUCUGGGACAUCUACAUCCUGGAAGGAGAGCGGGUGCUGACGGCCAUGGCCUACACCAUUCUCAAGCUGCACAAAAAGCGCUUGCUGAAGAUGACGCUGGAAGACCUGCGGGAGUUUCUGCAGGAGAAAAUUGCCGCUUCGCUGCAGUAUGAGGACGAUGCUGUCAUCGAGCAGCUGCAGGUGUCGAUGAGCGAGCUGCGCAAGAUGAAGUUUGACCUCCCCCCACCAGCGAAGCCCGAGGAGUUCCCACGCAGACCCCUGGGCCUGGAGCUCUCCCUCAACCCGGUGGCCGUGAAGGCCAACGCGGCGGCCAACGGCCAGAACGGGCUGCUGGGCGAGCGGCCUCCGGACAGGGACGCCACGCAGCCUCCACCCCACAGAGGGCCUCCAGGAGGGACAGCCACCAGCACCGCAGUGGCCGCCAGGACUCCCGAGCAGCUGGGCAGCGACGCCACCGAAGCGGCCGACGGACGCUUGCAUCCCCCCCGGCGCGAUGGCGAGGUGGAGGCUCCGGAGGCCGUGCAGCAGCAGCCUCCUCCGCCGAGAGGCGAGGCUCCGGCUUUCCCCACCGGCCAGGAGGCCGCUGCGGUGAGCGGAGAGCCUGCCUCGCACGGCAACCCCCGGAGACCGCGGGGGGAGCACGAGGAGAGCCCCGUGCUGCUCGCCGCCGGCCGCACGAGCAGAGCUGCCUCACCGGCACGGCCUGGAGGCCCGCAGCCUCUGCCCCAGCGCGAGUCGCCCAGCCCUGCUCCCUCCCCGCACGGCUCCGUGGACUCGCUGCACGACCCCAGCACCUCAUCCGGGACUGCGCCAGCUGGGGAGGCUUUGGCACCCGAGCAGCUUUCCAACGCAGACAGUUCGCCGAGGCGGCCGAAUCCUGCUGCGUGUGGUCUGCCAGAGGUAGAGCAGGCGUCUUCCCCGCGCGGGGAGGAAGAGGAGGCACUGGAUGCCCUCCCUCCUCCUCUGCCGGCUCAGCACGAGGACUUCCCCAAGGCUGAGCAGUGCGGAGCGGUGCCGCUGACCCAGACAGACUCGAGGAGCUCGGUACCCAAGUCUGCGUCCACGGGCGAGCUCGCCAGCCUGCAGCAGGGCGCGGGCGCAGCGGAAGGACUGGGCUUGGCCGCGCACCCCCCGCACAGGCAGUCGGGCGGCAGCGUGCCCCUCUUGGCGGAGACCCCGGGGCGCCCCUUCCAGCGGGGAACCGAGGGGAACAGCCCCUACGCCGUCGUAAAAACCACCACUCCCCUGCACGUGGCCCACGCCACGGAGCAAGACUUGUUGAACAGAAAGCAGGUGGCGCUGCCCUUGCCCGAGGCCGGCCGGCCCCUGGCUGCCACCUCCCAGCUGCCUCCUGCCGCCUCCGCCCCGGCGGCAGCGGCUGCCCAGGAGGGCGCCCAGAAACCGUUCAAUGCACUGAAAGCGCCGCGGCCGCCCCUCAGCCCCAAACCGAAAUUAUCCCUGCAGGUUGCCAAAUCCCUCUCCGAGAACAGCUUUGGCUCAGCCUCUCCUCCCCCCACAAAGCUGCCCAAAUCGGUGACGUUUUAGCGGGGCGCGCGGGGAGGUGAGGGAGAGGGGCUGGAGCGGCACUGGUCCCGCGAUGCCCUCGGCAUCGCCCGUGGAGCCGUGCUUCGGUACGAGAGCCCGGGGCAGCCGGAGCUCCAGGAGCCGCCAACAAACUCCGUCUUGGUUUGCACCCGUGGUUUCUUUCCUAUGGACAGAAGUGCUUUAAUUUCGGGUCGCUCGAUGGAACUUGCCAAGCCCCGGGACGCGCAGGGAGGUGAACUCGUGGGCUUUGUUGCUCUCCUGCCUGUCUCCUGAGCUCUAGUGGUGGGUCUGUGGACACAAGGCAGCGGAGUCCAAAAUAUUUAGCAAGAGAGGCUUUCCUCCCAACUGCCCCAUCCGUCUGGCCAACGGCGUUUCUAUUCCUGUAGCAAUAGACCUUCAUUUCUUUUUCCAGACCCGCGGGAGGCAGCAGCCCUCGGGAUGGGGCCGCGGCACGCCUGCUCAGCAGUCUAUGCAAUUCCCCGCCACUCCUGGCGAGGGUCCCUUUCCGCCUCCCCCCGCUGAUGUUCUCCUGGAGGGGAGGCGUCAGCAGCCGGGGCAGGUGAGCCCCUGGGCCUGGGGGGGCUCCGAGCGGCGCCCCCAGCAGUGGUUCAAGUUCUCGAGGGGGCAAGGACAGCGGGGAAGGUUGAGCCGGGCGUGCUGGGAGGCUGCUGAGUGGCCUUUCCCUCGGGGGUGCGGGGCAGCGAGCAGGCUUGCUGCCUCAAACCAGCUGAAGGGGCAGAGGGGCUGCUGCUGCCCUGCUGAACCUGGCGAGCUGCUGGAGGUGUGCGCUGGUAGCUAGUCCCAGUGCCCGAGCUGGAGCCUGCUGCUGCUCUGAGCAGGCGAAGUUUCAGGGUGGAAAUGCUGUAGAAGUUAGGACAGGUGAGCGCGUCGCCCAGAAACCCUGGGUCAGCCCUUCUGGUUUAGCCUCGCCAGAAACUGCUGCCUGAGGAAGGAAAACCUGGGCACGGAGGGGGUGAGAUGAUGCUCCAGAGUUCCCACUUGCUCUUCACGCAGGGGGAAGGCCUGGUGGCCUGUCCAUCUCCUCCCCUUCCCCGUGACCACUCGGGAUCCAAGCCGAUCCUUGCCUCCAGCUCCUCUUUCCCAGCAGCUCUUCCCAGCCCAGGGGGCUGUGGGUGCUCACCCUACAAAGGAACGGGGCCAAACUCGUGUUUGCAGCCCUCGGCAGCUGCCUCACCACUCCAGGAAAGGAGGAGGCUUGAUGAAGGCAGCAGGCAGUGAACUCGAGUCCAAACGUGCUGUAUUUUUUGCUGCUUUCCUAAGGGGGUGGCUGCAGAUGCCACCUUUUGGACAGCAGGUGGGACCGCUGGCCUGCAAACCCGGGCACGAGCUCCCUCAAAGUCUCACAGACCUCGCAGACUGGUUUUCAUCCUUUAGGCUGCUUCAGGAACGUAGCCUGAGCCAAAGCCUGCCUGGAAGCCCAGCAGAAAGCACCCCCUGAAUACCUUUGGGGGCGGUUAUCAGGUUUGUGUGUGUGUGUGCGCGUGUUUGUGCUAGCAGGUAGGAGCAGGUGCUCCCCGGCUGUGGAUGUGGUCAGCCAGGCCACAGCGCCCACAACUCCUCCUGAACCCCCUGCUCUGUCGGGGACCCCAUCUUCUGCCUCGGCUGAGUCUCCAAACCCGCCUGCCCUCCCUCUGGGGGGGGGGCAGGAUGAGCCUGGCGCUACCUCGCGGGGGUGCUGGGAGAGGGGUUAGCUCUUCAGCUGAUGUUUGGGAGGCGCUUUGAAGAGAAGUGCUGUGUGAGUGCUCUGUGUUGGGAUUUUGAGACACCACGGGUCAUUUUUAGGGUAAAGGUGCUCAAACUGGUUUUAAGUUAGAGUAUGUUCUUCAGUAACUGUGCAGCAGUGAAACCCAGGCGUGUGUUACAAUACCUGGGCAGUAUUUCAGGACAGGAACCCAUUGCCUUUUGCUAGGAGCUGUACCCCGCUGGCCUCUGCAGCCCCAAGGGAAGCAAGGAGAAGCAGCCGAGGGCUGCCCCAGCUUGCUUUCUGUCCUCAGAGCACGCUGAGGUGAGCUUAUGUGCAGGUAAGGCCUGAGCCCCUCGUUUCUGACAGCCCUCGCCCGUCGGUGUGUGCGCCCUGGUGCACGUCUGCGACCUUUUGCAGUAUUCACGUUGAAAAGCUGAUUUUAGGGAGCUGGCGCUGCGCGGUGCCACUGCACAAGCUACCAAGCACUGGGGUUUCCCUGCCCUCCGAGCCCCCCGGCUGUAACAGAGCCUUGCAGCAGGUUCUCCAGACAUCCCCAAGCCGGGGGCAGCCACCAGCGGGGUUCGGGGACCUUUGGGCCAGGCUCGCUGCUCCCACCGGUGCCCCCUCCACCAGGAAGGCAGGAUGGGGUAGGGGGCAAGCAGCGGCCGUCCCCACAACGUCCCCUGCUGGGCUCAGCCUGGCUCACUCGACCCUGCCACCACCGAGGCAGCUCUUCCCCAGCCUGCACCCCUGUCUGAGGAGCACCUUCAGCAGGCAGGCAGCUUAGCAGCUUUUCUGCCUCUUGUUGCAGAUGUGGCAGGUCUGCUCCCUGCUGUGACCUGUCUUAGGGCACCUGCUGCUCCUAAAAGGGCGCUGUUUUACAAGGCCACCUCCUUUUCUCUCCAAUUCCUCCUCAGGCAGCCGGAAAGAGCUCAGCAGCAGCAGUGGCAACGCUUUGCCCCUGCCCCCGGCUCCCAAACCAGCCUCAAGCCCCUAGCGAAGCCAGUGGGACCGCGAGCAAACUCAGGAAAGGGCUCCCAGCUCCGUGCCCUGCCAGCCCCGGGAUGGCUUCCACCGCCUGGCGGCCAGGCCAAGCCCCGGGGGCUGCGUUUUGUUCCCUAACUGAGCACUUUGAGCAGCAGCACCCAGGGCUGGGCACGGGCCCCGUCCUUCCGCGGCAGCUGGAGGCCGGUGGGGGUCUCCUGCGUGCACUUUGCUAGCCCUGCGACCAUCGGCUUUUAUUUGAAUUGCUAUUCUUGUUUACAGCGUGGAACGCUUCCUCCUCCGUGACUCCUUCUAAUGUAUUAUAAUUAUUACUGAAAAA
Molecule: messenger RNA, 7703 nt
Organism: Cygnus atratus (black swan)
Lineage: Eukaryota; Metazoa; Chordata; Aves; Anseriformes; Anatidae
Product: USP6 N-terminal-like protein
Exons: 17
Coding region: 2284-4674 (796 amino acids)
Source: RefSeq, a predicted model, not a curated record